This is a messenger RNA of Quercus lobata, 1101 nucleotides long. Its product is annotated as titin homolog. The transcript has 3 exons. The coding region runs from base 1 to 1101 and encodes 366 amino acids. Lineage: Eukaryota; Viridiplantae; Streptophyta; Magnoliopsida; Fagales; Fagaceae. The record is from RefSeq and is a predicted model, not a curated record.
AUGGAAGGUCAGUCGGGAAAGAAUGUACCUGCAAAAACAAUACCAUCCCAGGCUUCAUCUCUUCUAGCUAGGUCUCCUCCUCCUGCUCCUCGCCACCCUCCUCAGUCAUCUCCACAACCAGCGCUUCCCAACGCUGCUGAGCAGAAAAGGUGUAGAGAACAGAAGGGCAAGGAGGUGGCAGAUACGACCUCAGCCAUAGAGGAAACCUUAUUGCUCCCGAAAGACAUGGCCGAGAUAAAGAACAUGAGGAAGAAUGAACUCAUCCUCGACAACAAACGAUAUUUGGGAAUGCUAGAUGGCGAAAGGAAAAGACGGGUAAUGGCUGUACAGACCUUGUCCAAAUCUGAACAAGACUUGGCCGACACAAGGAAAAAACUACAGGCCGAAGAGGAAGCUCGCAAGAGCGCUGAGUCGGCAUCAGAAUGCUACCAGAAACAGGCUGAGGAACAAGCAAGGCUUCUGCGCGAGGCGAAUGCCGAGCUGAAGAAGACUCAGGAGCAAGCUCUUGCUUUUAAGAAGCACCUAGAGGAAACUCAGAAGCUAAGGGAGCGAGCUGAAAAGCUCAAAGAGCAAGCCGAGAAAGCAAAAAUCAACGCCGAACAGGCAAUGAACGAAGCCGAGCAGAGAGGCUAUGAAGUUGGUAUAGCUGAAACUGAGAAGGUUUUGAGAGCCGAGGUUCCGGAGGUAUGCCGCAUCUACUGCGCAAGAACUUGGAACGAGGCUCUUAACCGUGCUGGGGUUGAAGCCUCAUCUAAGCUACGUAGGCCAGAGAACGUAUUCUAUCCCGAGGCGAUACGCCCCUCAGUUCUUCAACCCCAUCAGGCUGACGCUCUUUCUCCAGUUAUUAACCUCAACGAGGAGGUUUUGCCUCGCAAUUCUCCUCCUCGCGGCCAACCGGGACCAACUAAAGAGGGACUGGCCCCUCCAGGAGCUUCCCCAGACAAGACCACCACCGCUUCGGAGGCAGAGACGGCCUCCCAGGGUUUUCAACAGGAAUUGGACUCCACAGUCUACCAACUGGGGGCAUUACCAAAGCCAAAGAUGGAAUCGCAACUUCGGAGGCAGACCUACCCGCCAACCAAAGCCCACAGAUCCGGUUGA